GUGGCUCACAAGAUUUUGGACGUCCUCCAAAGCUACGGGAAACACACCGAGGCUGAUGGCGGCGACAACCACAAGUGGCUCGGACGCGAAAAGUUCCUCCCCCCGGUCGAACAGUAUGUCAGGAGCCAGCAGUCCAUCAAGAUGAUUCUUCCCUCCUUCCCGUGGAAGAGCGUCAACCGUGUUGACAAGGUGACUGGCGCUCUCCCUGAUCUCGGAGAGGAGCUCGCUCUCGCCAGACUCAACGCCAUUUGCGUGGAUAUUGGGAAAGUGUACGAGCACGGUGCCGAAAUCCACAUUGCCACUGAUGGUCUGGCUUUCAACGACGUCGUCGGCAUUUCAGACGAGGACACCUGGGAGUACAGCGUUGCCCUCCUGGACAUGGCAGCCAAAAAGGGCUUCAAGGGGAUCAAGAUGCUGCGCGUCAUGGACUUCCUCGGCCACACCGAUCCCAGAACCCCCCUCACCAAAGACCAGUACCUCUCCCUCGUGGCCAAGAGCCGCGCCGAGCUCGAAUCCCAGUUUGGCGGGUCAGACAAGGAGGUGCGGCACAUGAUCGAGACGGACAACGACACGCUCCUGACCUACCGCGGCUUCAUCCGCUUCCUCGAGACGGACCUCCGGCACUCGCCCGUGGCGGCACACGCGCGGUCCGGCCAGCACUACCGCCGCAUCGUCAAGGAGGUCGCCAUGAAGAUGAUGAUGCGCGCCGAGGCCUUCACCAAGAUCAUCCAGGCCAAGUGUCCGGACUACGUGCGCCUGUCCAUCCACCCGUCCAGCGGCGCCGUCAAGCUGUCGGUGCCGCUCCUCGUCGAGAAGAGCAACUCCAGGGGGUUUCCCCGCACCCCCUGGCACAGCUCCGUCGCCGUGGCGCUGGACGGGGGAUACCGCUCCGUGCACGCCAAGGACGUGCGCGAGACGCACGAUAUGGUCUUCAAGGACGGCAGGCCGUGGUGCUUCCGCGAGAGGUCGGACCUGUUUGACUUCGGCGACGACGUCGAGAUUGAGCACCUCUAUCCCUGCGGCGUGGAGAUCCGGCCCCGGGCUAAUGCUGUUCGGGCGGGGGAGGCUCGAUUGGACCCGGCGGCCGAGGAGAAGGUGGUGAAGCUGGCGGCGUUGCAGCCUGUGAGACUGGUAGGGUUCGCCAAUGCA
Molecule: messenger RNA, 1149 nt
Organism: Parathielavia appendiculata
Lineage: Eukaryota; Fungi; Ascomycota; Sordariomycetes; Sordariales; Chaetomiaceae
Exons: 2
Source: RefSeq, a predicted model, not a curated record